Messenger RNA from Cavenderia fasciculata, 1011 nucleotides. RefSeq names its product WD40 repeat-containing protein (gene pex7). Lineage: Eukaryota; Evosea; Eumycetozoa; Acytosteliales; Cavenderiaceae. Gene Ontology annotation, molecular function: protein binding. Gene Ontology annotation, cellular component: peroxisomal matrix; cytosol. Bases 1 to 1011 code for a protein of 336 amino acids. Gene Ontology annotation, biological process: protein import into peroxisome matrix. The record is from RefSeq and is a predicted model, not a curated record. The transcript is spliced from 2 exons.
AUGAAAAGAUUUAGAACACAUUUCAAUGGAUAUUCAGUAGAGUUUAGUCCAUUUGAAGAGAACAAGUUGGCAUGUGCGACUAGUCAACACUUUGGUAUCAUUGGUAAUGGACGUCAAUAUGUAUUGGAUGUGAUGGAUCGCGACAUUGCAAUGUUUAGAGUAUACGAUACACGUGACGGUCUGUACGACUGUACUUGGAGCGAGGAGAAUGAGUGUCACUUGGCUUCGGCGUCGGGUGACGGCUCCAUCAAGAUAUGGGACACACAAGCACCUUCUGGUGAACGUCCAAUCAGAUCAUACGAGGAACAUACAAAGGAGGUGUAUGCUAUCGACUGGAAUCUCGUCAACAAGGAUUGUUUUGUGACUGGGUCGUGGGAUCACUCGAUCAAACUGUGGAACCCACGUGCCGACCGUUCUAUGCGAACCUUUCGCGAGCAUCGAUACUGCAUCUAUAGCACUGUAUGGUCACCACGAUCUCCGCACCUCUUUGCAUCCGUGUCGGGUGACACGACGCUCAAGAUUUGGGAUCAACGUCAUUCUCAGUCUGUCAACACCAUCAAAGCACACGACAAUGAAGUGUUGACAUGUGACUGGAACAAAUAUAACGAGAGCGAGAUUGUAACAGGCUCUGUAGAUAAAACUAUUCGUAUUUGGGAUAUUAGAUUCCCCGAUCGUCCCACUGCCAUUUUACGUGGUCAUACCUAUGCCGUCCGUCGUCUAAAAUGUUCUCCUCAUUCUCCUUCCAUGUUGGCUUCUUCUUCAUAUGAUAUGAGUGUAAUUAUUUGGGAUAGAGCAAGAGAUGAUCCAAUGGUUGCAAAGAUGGAUCAUCAUACAGAGUUUGUAGUUGGAUUGGAUUGGAAUAUGUUUAUUGAUGGACAGAUGGCAUCGUGUUCAUGGGACGAGCAUGUAUGUGUUUGGAAUCUUGGUCGAAUGCCUCCACCAUCUCAUAAUUUCGGUGGAGGCGGCGGCGGUGGAAUGCAACAACCUCCACCUCCUCAACCACACAGAUAA